Bursaphelenchus okinawaensis is the source of this 2579-nucleotide messenger RNA. Lineage: Eukaryota; Metazoa; Nematoda; Chromadorea; Rhabditida; Aphelenchoididae. The record is from the annotation of a GenBank genome assembly.
AUGAGCCAGGACAACGAAAGCGAUCAAUGCUUUUACUACUCGGACAAGAACCCCGACCCCACUAAUUCAGAGAUCGCUAUGAUCGUAUUUGCCAUUGUAUACACACAUAUCUUCGUCCUCGGCCUGAUCGGCAACCUCUCCAUCAUGUUCCUGACCUUAAAGUACAAGCAUCUACGUACCGUCCAGAACAUCUUCAUACUAAACUUGGCGAUAUCAGAUGUCAUCGUAUGUCUACUAUCACUACCAUUCACGCCAGUAACGAGUAUCUACAAAGUAUGGAUGUUUGGUCAACCUAUAUGUCAUCUACUACCGUUGGUACAGGCUGUGUCAAUAUUUGUGUCAACUUUUUCUUUGUCCGCCAUAGCUAUCGACCGGUAUAAUUUGGUGGUGAGACCACAUGCAACACCUUUAACAUGUAAUGCGGCGCGAAAUGUGGCGGUGGUACUGUGGAUAAUUAGUGUGGCGGUUUCGAUACCGUACGCUUAUUAUAUGAGGCUGGAGAGUUAUGUGGAGUUGUGUGGGCAGGUGAGAAAAUACUUUUUUGUAACGCCCACCGUGUCUUUUUUUUUUCUAGUCGUUACACAAGUAAGGCUUGUGUUAAAGACCAACUGAAAUAACACGUUUGUAAACCAUAAAAAGAUGUAUACAUCCUCAUAGUUUUAAAUUGAUAUCAUGUUUUGACGCAAAGUUACAGUUAAUCAAAAAUGGCAAAAAACAAAAAAAGUUGGAAUCCGGCCAGAAAUUCUAUUUUUUUGCGUUUUCAACUGGCUGUAACUUUGUUGUAAAACAACAUAGCUUUACAAAACAAUGGUAAAAUACACUUGUUUCUCUGACUUUCAAUACAAUAUGUUUAAUUUUGUCUUUUAAAAAUUAAAAAACAGCAAAAAACCAAAAAAGUUCGAAGCCGGCCAGAGAAUUCUGACUUUUUUCAUUUUCAACCGCCUGUAACUAUAUUAACAAACAACAUAGCUUGACAAUACUGCGACAAAAUAUAUUCUUUUUACAGUCUACAUUAUGGUAUAGUCUAACUUGUCAUUUUACAAUUUAAAAUUGCGACAAAAUUUUAAAAAUUCAAAAUUUGCCCAAAAAAUUCGGACUUUUCUAGUUUUCAGCAAACUGUAACUUUUUUGUUAAACGAGCUAUUGUAACAAAACUUUAGGAACAUAUAGUGUUUUUCAUGCUCUACAAAACAUAUAUUAAGGAUUAUUGUCCCAUUUUUUCAAAAAUUUUUAAAAAUGUUUUUUCUACGAUAUUAUACAUGAUUUUCAUACUAUUUUCAGUUCUGCACCGAGAUUUGGCCCUCAAAAUCGAUGCAAAGAAGCUACGCAUUAGUCGUACUGAUUAUGCAGUUCCUCCUGCCUUUUAUCACCAUGAGUUUUUGUUAUUCGACAAUCUUCUCGAAGCUUCGCGAACGUGCCAAUUCAAAGUUGAAGAAGCUAGACGAACGUUCCCAACUACUCAAUGUUCAUCAAGCGUUGGACAAAAAGGACAGUUUUAAGCUGAAAAAUGGGGACGAUACUCAACGUGCCAACUUAUUAGCUCAACAACGACGCACCACCACAAUAUUGGCUUCGAUGGUGUUGAUAUUUGGGUUGACGUGGCUGCCACAAAACAUUGUCACUUUGAUGUUGGAGUAUGAUGAAGACAUUUUUAACCAUGGGUACACGAAUUACACUUAUAUUGUGUCGAUGAUUGCGCAUAGGUAAGGCAAACUUAAAACAUUUUUUUAAUUUUUGAAAAAUUUUAAGUUUUCAAUAAUUUUUGUGGCAUUUCGUCACAUUUGUAAAUUUUCCAAUACUUUUCGUGGCAUUUCGUCACAUUUAUAAAAAUUUUGGAAAAAGCUAUUUUGAAGCAUUUUAACACUUAUAUAAAAUUUUUUAUAUCUUUUUUGACAUUUCGUUACGAAUUUUAUUUUCUAAUAAAACUUGUGGCAUUUUGUCAAAUUUGUAAAAUUUUUACAGAAUUUACAUUCAAUAUCAAUUUAAUUGCUAAGAAACAAUUUUAUGGCAUUAUAACACCUCAAUACAAUUUUACAAUAAAGUUCUAAGCAUUUCUUUACGACUUUUACAUUUUACAAUAAAAUUUGUGACAUUUUGUCACAUUUUAUAAAACUUUACAAAAACUAUUUUAUAGCAUCAUAACACCUCAUUACAACUUUUCAAUAAAGUUCUUAACAUUUUGUUCAAUUUUAAUAUUUUCUAAUAAAAUUUGUGGCAUUUCGUCACAUUUUUAAAUUAUUUUUAAAACUUAAGUUUUUGACAUUUUCACUCUAAGAAACGCAUGAAAACAUUAAAAAAAGUUUGAAAAACAAUUUCGGCACAGACAAAAACAAGGAAUGACCGUUCUAAAUCGAGUGCAAUUUCAGUAUUGCCAUGUUGACGAAUGUGGCGAACCCGGUGCUGUAUGCAUGGCUGAAUCCCACAUUCAAGCAAUUAUUUCUCCAAUUCUUCACCAGCAAAAAGCUUCCGGAUUCGGUGGAGAGCGGCGGGUGUCGGGCGCCGAAAGUCAGCACGGUGCCGCGUGAGUGUGUGGCCAAGCUGAAUGGUACUGAAGAGAAUGAGCCGCGGGCGGAUGUUUAA